Molecule: messenger RNA, 765 nt
Organism: Diachasmimorpha longicaudata
Lineage: Eukaryota; Metazoa; Arthropoda; Insecta; Hymenoptera; Braconidae
Exons: 2
Coding region: 1-765 (254 amino acids)
Biological process (GO): DNA integration
Molecular function (GO): nucleic acid binding
Source: RefSeq, a predicted model, not a curated record
AUGGCUCUUGGACGGUCGCUGUCAAGUUCGAAAAUCAUUCGACAAUGCCUUCCUUGCCUAAGAGCUCGCCCCCCAGUUCCAGAAUAUACAAUGGGCAGUUUACUAGCCACCAGAGUCAAAUCCCACUAUCCGUCCAUUUACCCGCGUCGGGGUCGAUUACUGUGGCCCCUUCUAUUAAAAGCCGUUCACUUGGAGGUAGUGAGCGACUUGACUACUGAAGCCUUCAUUGGAGCUUUGAGACGUUUUAUCAGCAGAAGAGGUCGACCAGCCACCAUACAAUCAGACAACGGAACCAAUUUUGUCGGCGCCAACAACGAGCUAAAGCAGAUAGUAACAGAGUUGCAACACCCAAACAAUAACCACAAGAUUACGUCUGAAUUAACGCCAAGAGGAAUCGACUGGCAAUUCUCACCUGCCCAGUCUCCUCAUUUCGGAGGGAUUUGGGAAGCGGCCGUCAAAUCCUUCAAGCAUCGCCUGAGGAGAGUUAUGGGAACUCAGUUACUAACGCUGGAGCACUUUUCUACUUUCAUGGUCGAAAUUGAAGGUAUUCUGCAUUCUCGGGAACUGUAUCCCAGCUCAACAGACCCCAAUGAUCUGCAGGUGUUAACACCAGGACAUUUUUUAAUCGGUGAAGAGCUAACGCGGCCCUCCCCGAACAUGGUCUCCGAGAAAUCCCAGCAAACAGACUUUCUCUCUUCCAACACAUCCAGAAAAUGCGCCAGGACUUUUGGAGCCGAUGGCAUAAGGAAUACCUCAACGAAUUGA